This is a messenger RNA of Dictyostelium discoideum AX4, 198 nucleotides long. RefSeq lists its product as hypothetical. Lineage: Eukaryota; Evosea; Eumycetozoa; Dictyosteliales; Dictyosteliaceae. The coding region runs from base 1 to 198 and encodes 65 amino acids. The transcript has a single exon. The record is from RefSeq and is a predicted model, not a curated record.
AUGAAAUCAAUUCUCUCAAUUUUAUUUGCAUUAUUAUUAAUUGUUGCUGUUUCAAUGGGUAAUAAUUUAGAAAAUGAAGAAUUUUACAACAUGGAAAUUGCUGAUGCUGUUUAUCCACUAUGUAAAAACGGAAAAUGUCCAAAAGGUUCUAUUUGUAUUGACGUCAGAGAUACAAAAAUAUGUUUCCCAAAUCAAUAA